Messenger RNA from Cooperia oncophora, 756 nucleotides. The record is from the annotation of a GenBank genome assembly. NCBI's taxonomy places the organism in Eukaryota, Metazoa, Nematoda, Chromadorea, Rhabditida, Trichostrongylidae.
UUGAUCAUCUUUCAGCACAACACUGAAGGAUUCAACUGCGAGCGUUGCAAGGAUGGCUAUUACCGUCCUAGUGGCUUGUCGCAUUACAGGGAAGACGCUUGUCGAACGUGUGACUGCGAUCUAACGGGCUCCGUUAGCGACGUCUGCAUCAGAGACGACCAGAGCGCUCUCUCUGGACAGGUUCGCCACUGCAUCCACAUCCUGGUGACUGUGUCUGCAAGCCAGGCUUCGGUGGGCGACGUUGCGAGCGUUGUGCUCGCGGUUAUCGCAACUACCCCAGGUGUGAGCCCUGUCCGUGCAAUCAGGCUGGCUCGGAUAAACUUUGACACGUGCGAGGAAGAGAAGUGCCAGUGUAAAGCGAAUGUGGAAGGACUGUAUUGUGACCGCUGCCGGCCGAAUACCAUCCAUCUGAACGCCGAUAAUCCAUUGGGAUGUCAAGCGUGCUUCUGCUUCGGUCUGACCGACAAGUGCAGAGAAAUCCCAUGGGCUACAGCUUCGAUUUCCAAUAACGUCGGUUGGCACCUUACGGACCUGAGCGGUGUGCGGGAAGUUCGUCCAGAAAUCGAAAAUCGUGAGGUGUUGAUGUUCAACGCAAAUCAGAACAAGGACCGUUCAUUGUUUUACUGGAAAGCGCCUGAUACCUUAAGGGAACAUGGUGCUGAACAGCUAUGGAGGAAAUCUGCUCUUCUACGUGUACUACGUCCCGAUGGAGCAAGGGGAAUAGUAUCCCAGUGGCUGAUCUUGUUAUUGAGGUAG